UACAAAUUAGUUGUGUUAUGCCUAAUAAUAUUUGUACAAUAAGGAUCAUUUUAUGCAACACCGUGAACUUCUGGAACAGACUCUUCAAAACUACUGACGCAAUUUGUAUUUUUUUACGUUUAUCUUUCAUUUCGACUGCUACUGAACAUUACUUUUAAAGAUGUUUGCUGCAAGGCUCUCCGGCUCUUGUGUGCCCUUGACAGCUUUUGUGUCCAGUUUGAGCAAGGGUCAGUCAAUAAAGCCAGUGUUAAGAAGCUACAAUGUCACACGUAUUCAGAGAUAUGCAUCACAGCCCAAAUCUUCUAGAUUUGCCAGAAGACAAAAUGCACAGAGCCAGACAUUCAAGGAAAAAUUGAUGGCUCCCGCAGGAGAAGGAGCUUUCACAGCUGGCAGAGGUCUCCUAAUAGCAGCAUCAGGAGUUGGACUUGGAAUGCUUGCAUUUUAUGGCAUGGGCUUAUCCAAUGAAACAGGCGUCCUAGAAAAUUCUGUAUUGUGGCCUGAAUAUGUACGUGCAAGAGUAAGAGCUACAUACAUGUAUUUCGGAGGAGGUAUUGCCCUUACUGCAGCCUCCGCAGUGGCUGUUAGUAGGAACCCAAAAAUUAUGAGUAUGAUGACAAGAAACUCCUUGCUGGCAAUGGGAGGAACCAUAGCUGCAAUCAUUGGUACAAAUAUAUUGUGUCAUUCAAUCCCAUACAAGCCUGGAUUUGGUGCUAAGCAGCUAGCUUGGAUGGUACAUGCUGGGGUUCUUGGAGCAGUUGUAGCCCCACUGACAUACCUUGGUGGCCCAUUACUUCUACGAGCUGCUUGGCUUACUGCAGGAGUGGUGGGAGGUUUAUCAACUGUAGCUAUGUGUGCACCAAGUGAGAAAUUCUUGAACAUUGGAGGUCCUCUAGCCUGUGGGUUUGGACUUGUUUUUGCUUCUUCCAUUGCUGGAAUGUUCUUGCCACCAACAACAGCCCUCGGUGCAGGCCUGUAUUCUAUCUCAAUUUAUGGUGGUCUUGUGCUCUUUGGAAUGUUCCUCCUUUAUGACACACAGAAAAUAAUGAAAAGAGCUGAAACACAUCCGCCCUAUGCCAUGCAGCCAUAUGACCCUGUAAAUGCAUCUCUUGGAAUAUAUGCAGACACUUUGAACAUUUUCAUAAGAAUUGCCAUGAUAUUAGCUGGUGGUGGUGGCAAGAGGAAAUAAAUGUGAUAACGCAGCCCUGGUGAUUAAGAAACUAUUUGUAGAAAAACAGCACAUUUUACUUAACUAUUUGAUUUGCCCUAACAAGUGGAUUUUAUUUAUUUUGUUUACCAGAAUAGUUUUGUGUAGGGAAG
Molecule: messenger RNA, 1317 nt
Organism: Ruditapes philippinarum (Manila clam)
Lineage: Eukaryota; Metazoa; Mollusca; Bivalvia; Venerida; Veneridae
Product: growth hormone-inducible transmembrane protein-like
Exons: 8
Coding region: 161-1186 (341 amino acids)
Cellular component (GO): mitochondrial inner membrane
Source: RefSeq, a predicted model, not a curated record